This is a messenger RNA of Menidia menidia (Atlantic silverside), 2516 nucleotides long. NCBI's taxonomy places the organism in Eukaryota, Metazoa, Chordata, Actinopteri, Atheriniformes, Atherinopsidae. The record is from the annotation of a GenBank genome assembly.
UUUAGCUGACUUGACUGUCUAUUUAAUCUGUUUUAUGAAGUUUAUGGGGUUUUGUAUCUUUAUGUGGGUGUUUUCUGUUUUCUGGUGUAGAUCUAUAAAAAAGAAUGAACUAAUUUGUAGAAUUGAAAAUUCCAACAGCCCUGGGUACAUCCAACGCAUCAUAGAAAAAAAAGGAGGAUCCUGCCUUCAUUUGGUGUCACCUGACACAUAAAGACCAAUUUUCUUUGGCCACUGGCUUCCGUCAAUCUUGAACCCACCAUCUACACUUAUAGACAAUUAUGUGCUAGAGGGAGCUGCGAUGGACUCGCCGUUAAAGGUUGGAGAAAUUGGAGAGUUCUUAAGUAAUUACUUUAGCUAUCUUAAAAGUUAAAUUGUUUGCUAGAAAACAACAUCAAACAACCAAAUAACAUCAUAUUUGUUAAUUGGACGUUUGGAGAAACAACACUGUGGAGUUGUUGUCCUGGUCGAACAGGAAGUGUAACUGCUCGCAGUAGUUUUGGCACGGGGAGGGGACGAGGGAACAGGGCAAUGGCUACACUCGGUAACUCGGGGUCCGCAACCAGUCCUAUGGUAAUCCUGGCGCCCAAAACGAAGACAAAAAAGAAACACUUCGUGCAGCAGAAGGUGAAAGUGUUUCGAGCCAGUGACCCUGUCCUGAGCGUCUUCAUGUGGGGUGUCAAUCACUCGAUAAAUGAUCUCAACCAGGUGCCUGUGCCAGUCAUGUUGCUACCGGAUGACUUCAAAGCCAAUACCAAGAUCAAAGUCAACAAUCACCUGUUCAACAAGGAAAACCUACCAGGACAUUUUAAGUUCAAAGAAUACUGCCCACAAGUUUUCCGAAAUCUAAGGGAACGGUUUGGUAUUGAAGAUCUGGACUACCAGGUCUCAUUGACACGUAGCCCUCCAUUGAGAAGUAUUGAUGAUCAAGGGGAGGGUUUGCUCCUCAACUCCUAUGAUCGUACAUUGCUUAUCAAGCAAAUUUCCAGUGAGGAUGUUGCAGAUAUGCACAGCAUUCUGUCAGAAUAUCACCAGCACAUAGUAAAGUGUCAUGGCAGCACACUGUUGCCACAGUUUCUUGGUAUGUAUCGAGUGAGCGUGGAAAGUGAGGAAGCCUAUCUAAUGGUCAUGAGAAACAUGUUCAGCCACAGACUGGUAGUGCACAGGAAGUACGAUCUAAAGGGCUCUCUGGUGGAUCGUGAAGCAAGUGACAAAGAAAGGGAAAAAGAGCUUCCUACCUUUAAGGAUAUGGAUUUCAGAAACAACAUGCAGAAAGUGUAUGUAACUGAGGAGCAGAAGGAGAAGUUUAUGGAGAAACUCAACAGAGAUGUGGAGUUUUUAGUUAAAUUGAAGAUCAUGGACUACAGCCUACUGCUUGGUAUCCAUGAUGUGGGCCGUGCAGAGCGGGAGGAGGAGGAGGGUGAGGAGGUGUCCAAUGAAGAAGAAGCAGAGUCUGAGAAUGGCAUGGCGCAGUGUUCUACAGUGGGCUCUUAUGGCACUUCUCCCGAAGGAAUUGCCGGAUACAUGUCAUCCUGCAAAGCUCUAGGUUCUGGGGAGUUUGAUCCCUACGUGGAUGUGUAUGCAGUGAAGUGCUGCUCAGGAGCCCCUCAGAGGGAGGUGUACUUCAUGGGCUUGAUAGAUGUUCUUACGCAAUAUGACACCAAGAAGAAGGCCGCUCAUGCAGCAAAAACUGUCAAACAUGGGGCUGGUGCUGAAAUAUCCACAGUCCACCCUGAGCAGUAUGCCAAACGAUUUCGGGACUUCAUCUCAAACAUUUUCGCAUAAUAAACAGUGAACAUGCUAUAGUCAUUCCAACUUAGAUCUGAAGUAUUGACUGUUAACCAGUAUGCAGGGGCGAAACAUUGAAAUGUGUUAGUCUGACAAAAAUUUGUAGCAAUAAAAUUUAAUACUUUUGAUGCAUAUAUUUAUUAUUAAGCUUUAAGAGAUUUUCUGUAUAUGUUUAAACUAAGAUGGGCAAAUCCAGAGCAACAGUGAAUUGUUAACAGCUGUCGAUUCAGUGUUGGGUGUUAAAUUGCAUAAGAGGAAGAUGAGUUUUUAUAUUUUCUUUCCAUUUCGUCUUUGUUUCCAAGCUUAAACUUAACUUUUCCAAGUUGUUAAAAGCUUUGCCAUCUUGCACAAGUUUGAUAAAAACAAAUAUGAAUCAUAUUUCUGCACUGUCGAUAUCUUUUGCUUAUCUUGACAGAAAUUGGCUGCUUUCUGAAGGAAACAAGUGUUUGCACAUGUAACAUCACAAAGACACCUGCCUGUCUACUGAAAAGUUUGUUGAAUAUUGAUAUUAGGCUAAUCAACAUAAUAAAAUGCAUAUGGAAUGAGUACAUUGUUUCUGUAUUAAUAGUAGGAAAGUAAAAGUAGAGAAAACCUUACAAAUACAAACCACACAUUGUUAUAUUAAAGAACAACCAUAGUGAUAAAAAUGUCCUUCUUCCAGACUAUUGAACGCAAAAAAAACUCAAACCUCCCUUUUUCAUUCUCUUUUAUUUAUUUAGCUUAAUGUUUUC